UGCAGUAAUCGUGAAAAAGUGCUGAAAUCGCAAACCAUUAUUGAAUAAAAAGUGAUAUAUUCAACGAAUAUAGGCGCGUAGUGCGUGUUGGUGUUAAUAUUUGCUAGUGAUUUUGUAAGUUGCCCCUGGGGAAGACAAUUCAUCCAUCGUUAUCGAUCGCCGCACCCAAACUAAACACAAAAAUGCUGUCUGCUGCUAGAUUGAUCGCCCCUGCAGCCAGGUCUGCUAUCUUCAGCAACACAGCUCUUGUGAGGCCACUCGCAGCAGUCCCCACACAUGCACAGCUUGUGCCCGCUGCCCCAGCUCAGCUGUCAGCUGUGCGCUCUUUCCAAACCACAUCCGUCACAAAAGACAUUGACUCUGCUGCGAAAUUCAUCGGUGCUGGUGCGGCGACAGUAGGAGUAGCUGGCUCUGGUGCUGGUAUUGGAACAGUGUUCGGUUCCCUCAUCAUCGGUUAUGCCAGGAACCCAUCCCUGAAGCAGCAGCUGUUCUCAUACGCCAUCUUGGGUUUCGCCCUGUCUGAGGCUAUGGGUCUCUUCUGUCUUAUGAUGGCCUUCUUGCUGCUCUUCGCUUUCUAAACCAAUUACUUUUAAGAACACUACUACUGCCAUCCUAAAGAGGUUUCAGUGUAUAAAAUCUGGAGUGCACGGCCAAGGAAUAGAAUGUGUGAAACCUCACCCUCAUAGUGGUGUAAGGACAUUAUUAUGUGUAAAUGUGUUACACACCAGUGUGUCAUCAGGAAUGCAAUUUAUUUAAUUAUGUAGUAUAAAAAUCUGCAAAUAAAACGUUGUACGUAAA
Messenger RNA from Colias croceus (clouded yellow), 798 nucleotides. It is a transcript of the gene ATPsynC, whose product is annotated as ATP synthase lipid-binding protein, mitochondrial. Gene Ontology annotation, biological process: proton transmembrane transport; proton motive force-driven ATP synthesis. The coding region runs from base 183 to 578 and encodes 131 amino acids. NCBI's taxonomy places the organism in Eukaryota, Metazoa, Arthropoda, Insecta, Lepidoptera, Pieridae. The record is from RefSeq and is a predicted model, not a curated record. Gene Ontology annotation, molecular function: proton transmembrane transporter activity. The transcript has 4 exons.